This is a messenger RNA of Penicillium chermesinum, 228 nucleotides long. RefSeq names its product aldo-keto reductase. NCBI's taxonomy places the organism in Eukaryota, Fungi, Ascomycota, Eurotiomycetes, Eurotiales, Aspergillaceae. The transcript is spliced from 2 exons. The coding region runs from base 1 to 228 and encodes 75 amino acids. The record is from RefSeq and is a predicted model, not a curated record.
AUGUGGGCCACCACUUUUGCUCAGAUGUCGUGGGUUGCUGAGAAGCAUGGCCGGACCAAGUUCGUUAGCAUGCAGCACCACUGCAGUCACUUCCACGUGAAGAGUGAAAGAUGGAUCGCUUCUGCGAAAGCAUCGCUCGCGCACCCGGUUCUCUCUGGCGUGAGUACAGUUGACGAGCAGAUCAUCAGGCGAAUGGAGGAGAUUGCGAAGAGAAGCGGUGGCCGAUAA